Labeo rohita (rohu) is the source of this 1621-nucleotide messenger RNA. RefSeq names its product Fc receptor-like protein 5. The transcript has 8 exons. The coding region runs from base 1 to 1164 and encodes 387 amino acids. Gene Ontology annotation, molecular function: transmembrane signaling receptor activity. The record is from RefSeq and is a predicted model, not a curated record. Gene Ontology annotation, biological process: cell surface receptor signaling pathway. Lineage: Eukaryota; Metazoa; Chordata; Actinopteri; Cypriniformes; Cyprinidae.
AUGUGGGUUUCUCUCCUUUUAGUGCUGCUAUCACUUGCUGUCUCUCAGUACACUCAAGCCAUUCCAAAAGUGACUGUAACGCCUAGCGAUCACGUCUUCAGUGGAGAGACUGUCACUCUCAGAUGUGACAUAGAGGAAGGCAUUGACUGGACGUACAGUUGGUAUAAAGAUGGUUCAGUGGUCCCCAUCAACACUGAGAGAGUGUACGAAUUCAUAUCUGACGAGUUUGCCGCUGGUAAAUACACCUGUAGAGGAGAGAAGACACAAGACUCGGGCAGAUCAGAGAUCAGUGACGCUGUUACACUGACUGUAUCAGAUUUACCCAAAGCUUCAGUCACAGCAGAUCCAGACAGGGUUGUGUUCAGUGGAGAGACGAUCUCUCUGAAAUGUGCCAUAGAGUCUCACUACAGCGACUGGAGAUUCCACUGGUCUAAAUACAGCAGCAUAUUCACUGAAGAUGAGAAAAACACAAGUGCAGAGACUCUCACUAUUGAAAGGGUUUCUGAAUCUGAUCAGGAUAAAUAUUGGUGUUGGGGAGAAAGAGAGGGCAGACCGAUGAAAUCCCAGAAGAGUGAAGUGGUUUCACUCAGAGUGGAAGACAGAACCCAGGCAGUUUUGAAGAUUGCUCAGAACUGGCUGCCCGAAGGGGACUCGUUAACUCUGGUGUGUGCAGUGAGAAGCUCGUCCAGAGGUUGGACGUUCAGCUGGUUCAGAGAUGAUCAUCAGCUCCUGUCAGACAGCAGCAGAGGAGCUGGAGGCUCUUACACUCUCAGUCCUGCUGCUGUGAAGCACACGGGAGUUUACGCGUGCCGAGCCGAGAGAGGAGCUUAUUACACCGAAUACAGCUACACUCAGCUGCUCUGGGUCACCUCUCGAAAGCCUAGAGCUUCUCCAAUCAUCAGUCCAAGCAGAUCUCAACACUUUCUCUCUGACUCCCUUUCCCUGAGCUGUGAGGACCAGAGGAGCUCCGGAUGGAGACUGAGAAGAUAUAGCGAAAGGCUGGAAGAUUGUUCAUCUUCAGACUGGGGGAUAGAAACAGGAUCUACACGUAGAAUCAGCUCUCUUAAGACAUCUGAUACUGGAGUUUACUGGUGUCAGUCUGAGUCUGGAGAGAAGAGUCAACCUGUGAACAUCACAGUACAUGAUGUUGGUGUGAUCCUGUGAAGUUCUGCUUAUCCUUUAAAUGAAGGAGAUCCUCUGACUCUACACUGCUUACAACGAAAUACACACUCCUCAAACCUCAGAGCUGCUUUCUAUAAAGACAGAUCUCUCAUUCAGACCCAAACUACAGUUGACCAAAUGACCAUUCCUGCUGUCUCAAAGUCACAUGAGGGUUUCUACUACUGUAAACUCCCAGAGAGAAGACAAUCACCAAAGAGCUGGGUCUCAGUCACAGAAUCACAAACAGAAUAUCAGAUUUCAGUCCUCAAAAUGAUCAGUAGUGUGUUUGCAGCCUGUCCAUAUUUACUUCUGUCCAUCAUCCUGGGUGUCAAAUGGCACAGGGCUUAUGGUAGACCUGAUGAAGUCCACAGUGAAUAUGGAACCUGGCGGACACGUCGACAUGACAGAGUUUGACAUGCUUAAAGGAGAAGUCCACUUCCAAAACAAAGAUUCACAUAUA